CGAGGAUCCCUAUCUAAGCAUCCUCAACUUCCGAACGACAGACAAAUCAGAUCAAGCCUCACCAGCUGAAAUGCUCAUGGGAAGAAAGCUGAGGACACUUCUUCCGUCUGCAAACAGGAUCAAAAGGAUCGUUAGCAGUCGAAUGAUCAAAGACAGGAAGGACAAACACGCAAAAUACUACAACAGUAACACCAAAGACCUAGCGACUUUGAAACCCCAGGAGUUCAUCAGGUACCGAGACAGUCGCAGCGGUACUUGGGAACCAGCUCAAGUAAAAAAGCAAGUAGAUAACAGGUCUUACAUCAUCCGUACAAAGAGAGGUUUGCUUCGCAGAAACAGACAGCACCUCUUGCAGUCAGGAGAGCCUCAUCAUGACCUCCAACCAGACCAGUGCGAGGGUGGUUCAUACAGAAGCAAUGUCCACAAUAAUGUCCCCGCACCCAUCAUACGUGGUCAAGCUGGACCUCAAGCGUCCAGACCACUGGUCGAGUUCCCAAACUCACCACGAAAUGAUCAUGAAGUGUACGAACACACUCCUGAUCGUGGAGGCACCCCGCCUUCACCGGAACACUCCGACACACACAACGUUCCACAUUAUAUCACUAGAAGUGGUCGCACAGUGAGGAAACCAAACAAAUAUACGUUGUAGGCAAAGUCAUUAAAAAUGUUAUUCACUGUUGACCACAACACUCAUGCAAAAUACACUAUGCAUAUUUUACACUAAAGUAAAAGCUCAGAGCUGACCAGUUUAAUACUUGUGUUAAAACUAGCUCACCACUGGAUACAUUUAUGUGUGUGAUCAAGUCAUGAUGUCAUCAAGGACUAUCGUUCUCAAGGUUGAUGUUCAACAUCCGUUACAAAAGGCAAACGUAACUUUUAAAAGAGGGGGGAUGUCAUGUGUGUACAUCAAUAGCUUGGACUUAACUGACCAGCUAUGUUAUAACGGCUCAAGGCCGUAACGUGACCUUUUUGGUAAUAAAGGACAACUUCCGUUACUACUCAUUCUCA
Aplysia californica (California sea hare) is the source of this 1008-nucleotide messenger RNA. RefSeq lists its product as uncharacterized. Gene Ontology annotation, molecular function: nucleic acid binding. The record is from RefSeq and is a predicted model, not a curated record. Gene Ontology annotation, biological process: DNA integration. NCBI's taxonomy places the organism in Eukaryota, Metazoa, Mollusca, Gastropoda, Aplysiida, Aplysiidae.